ACUGAGCUCGCGUAAAUAAAUUCAUACAGCAAUCACGAUACAAAACAACAAGAAGGAGAGUUGCAUGCAGUUUACGAACUAGACAGGACGACAACAUGGCCGCUCCGUUGGCGUUUUUCGACGACCAAGGUGAUCCACACACCCCAAGUAAUGAAGAAUGGCCGGAAUUUAUCGAGUUCAGAAGUUCCCCAGCAGAUGUUCUCAAUUCCAACGGCAACGGAGAUGCAUUCCCAGUGUUGUCGAUCAAAGAGGAAAUAUGUCCGGACAAUUUUAACGAACGAACGAUGUCGAUUGAGGAUUUGGUGAACAACUUCGAUGACAAAUUGGCGGUGUGCUUCAGAAAUUACAAUCUGAACACGGAAAGAAUUGCUCCGGUCAAAAUUCUUACACAGGAGGAGGUUAUGAAAAAUUGCAAAAUAUGGAAGAAAGUGACAGACAACAUGGGCCAAGUAAUGCCGCUAGACUGGAAGAACUCACACACAAGAAAACUACACAUGCCAACCCUCAACUUGUGUACAAACCAGAGAAAUGGCGACAAUCUUGACCUACCAGAGGACCAUGAACUGACCCAAUGUUUUGACAUGCAUUCCAUGGUACUGUCCUCCAUGCCACCUGAAGACCAAGAUCCCUCCGUUACAGCAGAUCGAGUUAUUGAAGAAAUAGAUGAGCUUUUCCAGUCGGAUUCUUCACCCGAUGACCAAGUCGACGAGGACUCAUUAUCAAACAUCUCCCGUGAGUUACAAGCUCUUAGAGAGCGCUCCAUCACCACCAGCAGCUACGAGGAAAGCCAGCUUGCCCAAGGAUCACCAGAGCUGAAGUGCAUGUCGCUGUCCGAACUAAAUGAACUCCUUGAGGACCUAGAGGCAACCGUCAAGGACUACUCAGAAGCCUUGGUCACGGAGUUGGCCCUACGCGAAGACCUCUACUUCGAGAAAGAGACAAAGAAUCAAUUCAUUUCAGCGUUGGUGGCCGUGCAGAAUAAGGUCAAAGGGUUCAAGAAGCAGCCGCAGACGGCUAAUAAGAAGAAGGGAAAGAACAGCGUGGAGCCAGGAAUGUACCUUACAACCAGAAUACCGUACCACAAAGGAUCUGGGACUCCUGACUGCAACAUGUUGCAAAAAGUCACCAAAAUUCUGAGAGCAAUCAACGACGAUAGCAAAGAUGUACCCGACCUACUGACCAACUACAUCCUGAAAGUUUUGUUCAAACCGGAGAAGGAUGGAGAUAUUCCAUUGCCGUUGCCCAUGGAGAUGCAGGUCAGGUAAAAGAUCAGAGGUAACUGGCCCAAGGUCAUGUAACCAACUCAUCAUCAUCAUCUUGCCCAUUUUACUGAAUAGGCCCCGCCCCCUAGGGCGGGAAGGAAAUCUUGACUGUAGUAGGUAAGACGCCAAAUGGCUGCACGUUUCGUUUUUCUUCAGCAGCAAAAAUGGUCAUACGAUUUUGUUUGUUUUCCGAGUCACGCUGCGAUUCAUCAGCCACGGUACCGCAACGAGGGCGCCCUUUUCACUCCGAAUGAUUAAACAAGUCCGUAGUGUAUUAACUGUGUAGAGAAAGUGGUGUAGCAUUGUGUAGUAAAGCAUUGUACUGUGUUGGUAUAACACCCCCUAUGCAGGGUUCUUUAUAGUUUAGGAUCUAGAUGUCAUCUCUAUUCAUAUUUAUAAAAAACUUAAAAACAAGUAUGGCGAACUUAUAAACAAGUACGCUUUCAUUUACUGUUGCUCUUUUUGUAAAAAUUAAUAUAUAUUAAGUGGACCUUACUGGACAUUUUUUGAUCGUUUUUAAGAAUCGUUGCGAGAGUGCGUACUCUCAAUCCGGUGUAUUCAUUUUCAGCUGAAACGAAAAACGAAUGCCAGUGAUUGGAUAAACACAAGAGAAAAUUUUAUGUUUACUUUUUGUAUUUUUAAACCUUAUGUUGACUUGAAUUUUAUAUAUGUUAUGUAAAUUUGUGUAUUAUAAAACAAAUUGAAUUAUUAAUAAGAUGCCCAAAGAUUUAUCCUCAUUGAAAAAAAGUUAUAUUGUUAAUGGAUUAUUGAAGUGAGUAUUAUACACUUUUUAAGCCAAUAUUAUUUUUUGUUGACA
Messenger RNA from Asterias rubens (European starfish), 2079 nucleotides. Its product is annotated as fasciculation and elongation protein zeta-2-like. The record is from RefSeq and is a predicted model, not a curated record. Gene Ontology annotation, cellular component: axon; cytoplasm. Lineage: Eukaryota; Metazoa; Echinodermata; Asteroidea; Forcipulatida; Asteriidae. The transcript has 9 exons. The coding region runs from base 96 to 1265 and encodes 389 amino acids.